AUGUGUCUUUCUUUGGCAGGACAAAUUGUGUACGGAGCAGUAAUGUUAGUCGCCCUUGGAUUGACCGCAGGAUCAAUGUUUUCGCCUGGCUGGUAUGAAUUAAAUAAAACUGCAAAUAAUAUUACCGACGAUUUGAAAAAUUUUAAAUUUCCCGCCGAGAUUGGUAUAUUUAGUUUUUUAUGCAAAACUGCAACUGAUUACAAUACAACAGUCAAUGCUGACGCAAAUUCUUUUGAUUUUUGUAAAGAGUGGUAUCAACAGUUACCAAGCUGGGAAAAAGCAGUCGUGAUAUUUAUGUGCUUCUCAUUAGCAGGUGAAUUGGUAGCGGUUGUUUGGACAGCAAUUACCAUAUUUGGUUGUUGCUGUAGACAAUUAUUUGCACAAUUAUUACCAGUAUUUGCUCUAGCUGUUACUAUAUUUCUUGCAAUUGCUAUAAUACUUUUCAGAGCCAAUCAGCAAGAUGCAAUAAGUGGCAUUGAUUUCUCUGAUGUACCACAAGAUUGGAAGAUUAGCAUUAACAGUCAGGCAGGUUACAGCUUCUACCUGGCAUGUGGCGCAUUAGCUUUAACUAUUAUGGAUAUUUUUGUUGGUUUAGCAAGCAUAUAUCUUUCAAAAUUUUGCUGCUAA
Molecule: messenger RNA, 627 nt
Organism: Thelazia callipaeda (thelaziosis nematode)
Lineage: Eukaryota; Metazoa; Nematoda; Chromadorea; Rhabditida; Thelaziidae
Source: the annotation of a GenBank genome assembly